Messenger RNA from Habropoda laboriosa, 808 nucleotides. It is a transcript of the gene Rab9Fa, whose product is annotated as ras-related protein Rab-30. Bases 191 to 808 code for a protein of 205 amino acids. Gene Ontology annotation, molecular function: GTPase activity; GTP binding. Lineage: Eukaryota; Metazoa; Arthropoda; Insecta; Hymenoptera; Apidae. Gene Ontology annotation, cellular component: trans-Golgi network. The transcript is spliced from 5 exons. The record is from RefSeq and is a predicted model, not a curated record.
ACGAAGAAUGACGUCGUAAACAGGUUUCUUCAAUAGAUUGGGAGAAAAGUGGAUUUCAUUAAAAGAAAUAUAUUAUAAAAUUUCUUGUGCUGCCGUCAAAGUGAACGGUUGCGAAAAUUGAACGUGUCGUGUUUGCAAAUGCAUCGUUAGUUUUAUACAAGAUUCCUGACCGUAAUACGGUACGGAUGUGAUGGAGGACUACAAAUUUCUCUUUAAAGUUGUGCUCGUAGGAAAUGCGGGCGUCGGCAAGACUUGCCUCGUGCGCAGAUUUACCCAGGGACUAUUUCCUCCUGGCCAGGGUGCAACAAUAGGUGUUGAUUUUAUGAUUAAGACUGUGGAAGUAGAAAAUGAGAAAGUUAAGCUUCAAAUUUGGGAUACUGCUGGACAAGAAAGGUUUCGUUCAAUAACACAAAGUUAUUAUAGGUCAGCUCAUGCUUUGAUUUUAGUAUAUGAUAUCUCGUGUCAACCUACAUUUGAUUGUUUACCAGAUUGGUUAAGAGAAAUUGAAGAAUAUGCAAGUAAUAAAGUUCUUAGGAUAUUAGUAGGUAAUAAAAUUGAUCGAGAAGACAGAGAAAUACCAAUACAUGUAGGGGAAGAUUUUGCACAGAGACAUGGAAUGUACUUUUUGGAAACUUCUGCUAAAGAAGCAGAAAAUGUAGAGCGGUUGUUCAUGGAAAUAGCAGCUGAACUCAUGGAGCAAGCACGUAGUAAGGAACUACCUAGAUAUGAAACAAAUGCAACCUCAAUAAAUGGAAAAACAACAUCAAUUGGUGAUACAAGUAACUGUGGUUGUAGUCGACUUUCUUAA